Messenger RNA from Musa acuminata AAA Group (dessert banana), 4124 nucleotides. RefSeq names its product probable leucine-rich repeat receptor-like protein kinase At1g35710. Bases 239 to 3844 code for a protein of 1201 amino acids. The transcript has 2 exons. NCBI's taxonomy places the organism in Eukaryota, Viridiplantae, Streptophyta, Magnoliopsida, Zingiberales, Musaceae. Gene Ontology annotation, biological process: protein phosphorylation. Gene Ontology annotation, molecular function: ATP binding; protein binding; protein kinase activity. The record is from RefSeq and is a predicted model, not a curated record.
UUAAGAAGCCUUGAAUGGGUCGGUGAAGAAAGAGUAGACCUUGAAAUCCGGAUGAGACCAGUUGUUUGUUUAUCUCUGGAUUCAAACUUCCAACUCCAAUUUGUGACAUUAGACUCCCAAGUCAAACCAUGCAGGCAGCAACCUUCUUCCCCCGAGCAAAAGCCACUCAAACCCACUUCCAUCCAUGAAUGCACCAUCUGCUAUCUAGGCCAACCUCUCUCCAUUUCUGGAUUAAGCCAUGGAGCUUAUCUCAGCCCAAUAUCCUUGCCUUUUCCUUCUCUUCUUCCUCUCCUGCCUUGCUCCUCUGCAAGCCAAAGCAGAGACAGAAGAAGCACAAGCUCUAUUGAGAUGGAAAUCUAGCUUGGUUCAGCCCGACUCUCUUAGCUCAUGGUCUCUCGCCAACUCCAGCAGCCCAUGUAGAUGGUUCGGCGUCCGCUGCGACUACAGCGGCCGAGUGCUGGAGCUAAGCUUGCCCAACUCCAAUCUCAACGGCUCGCUCGACGACUUCAACUUCUCUACCAUGUCCAACCUCGUCAGGCUCGAUCUCAGCAGUAACCUCCUCUAUGGAUCCAUCCCCUCGGCCAUCUCUGCCCUUUCCAAUCUCAGCUCAUUAAAUCUCAGCGGCAAUAGCUUUGAUGGAUCCAUCCCUCCCCAGAUCGGGCAGUUGUCGGAGCUUCUCGACCUUCGUCUCUACAACAACAACCUCGCCGGUGUGAUCCCGUACCAGCUUAGCCAUCUGCACAAGGCACGGUAUGUCGAUCUCCAGCUAAAUUACUUGGAAACACCAGACUACUCCAAGUUCGCUGUCAUGCCUGCGCUGACGUACCUUUCGCUGGCCGUCAAUAGCCUGACCGACGAAUUCCCUCCCUUCGUCCUGAACUGUACCAAGUUGGUUUACCUCGAUCUCACCUACAACAACCUCACAGGCCCCGUUCCUGUUUCCCUUGUAAGGCUUCGAAGGCUCCGAGACCUUCGCCUCGGAAUUAACAACCUAACCGGAGGUAUCCCGCCGAUCCUUGGAUCGAUGUCUGAACUCCGAACUCUCGAACUGUUCAACAAUUCUCUAGGCGGGCCAAUUCCUUCUUCUCUGGGCCAGCUUCGGUACCUCGAACGCCUCGAUAUGAAGUCGGCAGGACUGAAUUCCACCAUUCCUACUGAACUUGGAAACUGUACUCAUCUCAACUACAUUGAGUUGUCCUUCAACCAACUCACUGGCAGCUUACCGCAAUCCUUUGUGAGACUCACCAAGAUGAGGGAGUUUGGGAUCUCCAGCAAUUCUCUCUCCGGCGAGAUACCGCCUGAGUACUUCGGUAGUUGGCCUCAGCUUAUAUCCUUUCAGGUACAGAACAAUCUAAUAACUGGACGGAUUCCACCAGAGAUCGGAUUCGCCACAAACUUGAGUUACCUGUAUCUCUUCGGCAGCAACCUAUCUGGUCUCAUUCCACCUGAGAUCGGGAAUUUGGUCAACUUGGUGGAGUUGGAUCUGUCGGUGAACUCACUGACAGGUCCGAUUCCUCGGACGAUCGGCAACCUCAAACAGCUGACUGCCUUGUCUCUCUUCUACAACAGCCUCACCGGCAAGAUCCCACCGGAGAUAGGGAACAUGACGGCAUUGCAGAAGCUAGACAUUAACACGAACCAAUUGGAGGGGGAGCUGCCGAGCGCCAUCGGACAGCUUCCGAACCUCCAAUACAUAUCGGUCUUCGACAACAAGCUCAGGGGUCGUGUACCGAACGACCUCGGCCGGAAUGGGCUACUAUACUAUGUCAGCUUCGCGAACAAUACCUUCUCAGGGGAGUUGCCACCAGGAUUAUGCGACGGCUUCGGCCUUCGGGUGAUCACUGUCAACUACAACAACUUCUCUGGCGCACUGCCGGCCUGCUUGCGCAAUUGCACUGAGCUAGUUCGAGCCCGGUUUGAGCUGAACAACUUCAGCGGAGACAUCUCAGAAGCUUUCGGGGUGCAUCCUGAGCUUGUUUUCUUGGAUCUCAGUGGGAAUCAGUUGACCGGGACCCUCUCGCCGGACUGGGGGGAGUGCAAGAAUCUCACUCACUUUUACGUCACCGGAAACGACAUCUCCGGUGAGAUACCUGCAGCAAUCGGCAACAUGACCAACCUACGGGAGCUUGGCUUGGCCUCGAACUAUCUGAAAGGACAUAUCCCACCUGAAUUGGGGACCUCGAAGUUUCUAUAUAAGCUCGAUCUGAGCAACAAUCUGUUGUCGGGGUCAAUUCCUCCACAGCUGGGUGCCGUAUCUCUACUCGAAAAUCUUGAUCUGUCGGGGAAUCAGCUCACUGGUCGGAUCCCUGGUGAGCUGGGCAAUCUGAAGAAACUACUGCUGUUGAAUCUACGCAAGAAUGAUCUGUCUGGGGACAUACCAUAUCAGCUUGGCAAUUUGGACUCGCUUCAGAUCCUACUAGAUUUGAGCAGCAAUUCUCUCACCGGAAUGAUCCCUUCCAAUCUAGGGAAGCUGACAAAGCUGCUCAAGCUCAAUGUCUCCCACAACAAUCUCUCUGGGCCAAUCCCAGCAGCUUUGUCCAGUAUGUUCAGCCUAGAAUCUGUGGACUUCUCCUACAACAAUCUCACAGGGCCCAUUCCAACGGGGAACGCUUUCGAGAAAGCCUCUGCCGAGGCCUACGCCGGUAACCCAGGGAUCUGUGGUAAUGUGACAGGUUUACUUUCUUGCAGCUCUAAUUCUUCUGGCAACAUGAGUUCUCACAAGAAUCACAGGAAGCUCAUCAUUGCCAUUGUUGUACCAAUCGCCGGGGUUUUGGUGUUGGCAAUCAUUGUUCUUAUAGUCAUGAUAGCUUGCAGAAGGAAAGAGGAAGAUAAGUAUGAGACGGAGAGUAGUAGUAAUUGGGAGACCUCUGAGUCUUUGAUUUGGGAAAAGGAACGCAAGUUCACCUUCCUUGACAUAGUGAAUGCCACAGACAACUUCAACGAGGUCUUCUGCAUCGGGAAAGGUGGCUUCGGUAGCGUCUUCAAAGCCAAGCUGUCGACCGGCGAAGUAGUUGCCGUGAAGCGCAUGCAUGUCUCGGGUGCCGGCGACGUGUCAGAGAUAAACCGGAAGAGCUUCGAGAACGAGAUCAGAGCCCUGACGGAGGUGAGGCACCGGAACAUAGUGAAGCUGCACGGCUUCUGCAUGAGAAGCGGGUACAUGUACUUGGUGUACGAGUAUCUGGAGAGAGGCAGCCUUGGGAAAGUGCUGUAUGGGGAGGAAGGAGGAAGCAAGCUGGACUGGGCCAAGAGGGUGAAGGUGGUGCAGGGGGUGGCUCACGCCUUGGCCUACUUGCACCACGACCGGUCGCCGCCCAUCGUCCACCGAGACAUCUCGGUGAACAACAUCCUGCUUGAGUCCGAUUUCGAGCCUCGUGUGUCGGAUUUCGGCACUGCAAAGCUGCUGAAUCCUGGUUCUUCUAAUUGGACCUCCGUUGCCGGAUCCUACGGCUACAUGGCCCCAGAAUUGGCUUACACAAUGAGGGUCACAGAGAAGUGCGAUGCGUAUAGCUUUGGUGUAGUGGCACUAGAGGCCAUGAUGGGGAAGCAUCCAGGGGACCUCCUAUCCUCCCUGCAAGCCUUGUCGCCGCCGUCAGAGGGGGAGGAGGAAGGAAGUGAUCCGUUCUUGAAAGAUGUGUUGGACCAGAGGCUGCCUCCUCCGACAGGGCAAUUGGCGGAGGAGGUGGUGUUCGUGGUGAUGGUGGCGCUCGCCUGCGCACGGGCCGAUCCCGUCUCUCGACCUUCGAUGCGCUUUGUGGCACAGGAGAUAUCUGCUCGAACACAAGCGUAUCUCAGUGAGCCGUUCCGGACAAUCACGCUCAGUAAGCUCACCAGCUAUCAGAAAUGAACCAGUACUCACUGGUCAUUCGAGUUCCAACAAUAGAUGGGGAAAUGGAGGCAUCCAGGCUCUGAAAAUUAUGAGAACAGAGAGAGCUUGACAUGUUUGGAUCAUUUGAGGGCACUCCCAACACUUGGAAGCUGGUGUGGCUUAUAGAUCCCGUCAUCGGAGGAUCCAUAAACAGAGCAGACGUGUCUGUCUAACAUAUCGAGUCAGAGCUGUCCUUUAUAAUUUAGAUCAUGUUGUUCAGUAAGCAAUAGUUUUCUUAAAUAAACAAGUUUUGCGGAAA